AUGGCUGGAGCCCCGCGCGGGCUCGAUCUCACCUUCCUCAGCGAGCAGGAAGCCCGGCAGAUUGUCCAGGUGCUGGAGCGGGAUGCGGAGCUGAAAAGGGCCGAGAAGGACCGGAUCAGCAAACUUCAGAAGAAAAAGCAAGAUGUAACUGGACUACAGGGAGUGACAGGAGAAUGGUUUGAAGAAAUACAGAGAAAAAAAUUUCGGAAUGAAAUUGACGUCAACAGAAUGUUAAAACGACCACUAGCACAUUGGCUAAGAAAGACAUCAAGAACCGAUCCUAAAGAGUUUAAAAUGUCAUCUCCCCAAAAUCCACAAGCACAAAAGAAUGUCUCACCUUCCAUUCUGGGAUUCAGAACUCCUUUUGCGUCACUCUUCUCCUUCAAAAAAUCAAGGAAGCACACUUUAAAGCACCAGACUCGGCAGCAGCCACGAUAUGACAGCUUUGCUCUGGGCACCCAUACAUCUUCCAAAGUUGAGGAAAUGGCACAGGCUGAAACAUGCAACUCAUCUUUACCAGCUGAACUACCUGGUAAUUUAUUUGAUGCAACUCAAGCUGAAAUGAUGGAGGACAGUGCACCUAUAUGGAAUGAACAGCUAGAAAAAGAGUUCUUCCGUGUUCUAGGUGAUCUGGAUGACCAGCUGGCACAGGAACAAGCCCAAGAUUCAGUGAACAGAAAGCAUCUAGAUGACAGUGGACCAAGAGCACAAUAUCUGUUUCCCAGUACAAGCAGACAGACUACUAUUAGGGGACGACACAGAAAUAACUGCAGUGAAACACCCAGCACAUUUUUCUCUGAUGCAACAAGAACAAUAAGAGCCAAAGAGGACCAUAAAAUUUUCUACAGACCAAGGAAAUUUUAUGAUACAUAUAUGAACAGAUGCCAUUCAGCAUCUAAAGAAGAAUACAUGCACAAGGAUUCAUUAGACAGUAGUUACCCUGUUCUGAGCAGAAGGCUGUCUUCUGUAUCUUUUGGAGAGUCCUCAGAAGGUAGCUUGCAUCUUCCUUCCAUAAGACAGAACAGUGGAUUUGGACACAAGAGUUAUAUGGGGAAGGGUACAGUUGGGAGAAGUUACUCUGUGUGUUCUCUUCAGAGAUAUCCAUCUUCAUUAUCCUCUGAGCCAUUUUCAACAACUAGUUUACAAAAUCUAUUGGCAACGGAGAACAACAGUGGAUUUGUAAGAAGGAACAAUCGGCAAACCCCAAAGCGAAUUCCCCUCUCUUCUAUUGUAUGGAAUAAACCAUAUACUUCUAGACGUGCAUCAAAUCAAGACCAUCUUUUUAGGACCCAAUCAUUAAUGGAAUGUAAUGCCACAAAACAAGAUCCAUAUCCUUGCCCUCUGCACGAAAACAGAGAAUAUGAAUUUUACCGGUCAAAAUACCAUUACAGAAGAGCUGUGUCAAGUACUAAUUGGUUUAGUAGCGUCAGUUGCACAGACAAAGCUGCUACUUCACUAUCCUUUGAUAAUUGGGAGAAUUAUCCGUUAUGCGGGUUGGAAAACAACCUCUCUAAGUCCCACUAUAGAGAUCCAGCUUGUCAUGGUAGGUUCCAAAUACACCAAAAGAGUUCUCCUUUUGGAAGAAAAGAGGAGCACCCUUCCUGGUCUGAUAUUUAUCAGUACUACAAUGAUGAAGUGUUUCUUUCCCCUGAUGCUCACUAUGAAAUGAGUACAUCUAAUUUAAAUGACCAGCAAAGUGCACAUGCAAAGAAUGCUAAACUUGCUUCACAGUGCCGUCAGAGUGACUUUCAAACAUGUGUGUCAGAGAACAGAAGCAGUGUGGAGGUAUCAAGUGGUGCAAGUAGUAAACUGCUUUCAAAGAAUUCAAAAGACCCUCAGAGCUAUCUCACUUAUAAAUCUGCAGUUACUUCAACCAGCAUCAAAGCAGAUGUGUCUGAGUCUGUCUUACUGGGUUCAAGGUUCAAAAAGAAAUUGGUAGCAGAGAACAGCAGUUCUGCCACUAAGGUUUCCCAAAGCCAGCCACAGCCUUUGGUUACCCAAAUGAAUAUUAAGAAAGACUUUAAAAAAGCUGCUUCAGACAAGGUCAGAGACUUGGAACUAUCAGGCAAGGCAGACCAGAAAAGUAUUAAAGACAUAAUAUUACAGCCAGUUUCUCAGAAAGUGGAUACAAAAAAUACCACUGAUCCCCAGAUUUCUCCUUCUAAUAACGCUGCUGCCUUGCAAAACAGCACAUCUCUUCUUAAUUCACCUCUCUCACUGAGUUCAAGAAGACAAACCCAGCUCACCGCCACAAGAGAGAUUACAAAAAAUAACAUAUCAAAGAGUUGUAAAAGAAACCUACAAAGAAAGGAAAAUGAUCUUCCUGCUCACAGUGAACUUAAUCAGGCCCCUUCUCUUCUGUCAGCUGAUGAAAGCAGAAGGGGAUCGUUUCUUUCAAAUCUGAAGCAAUGGGAACAUCAUCUGCUUAAUUCAGCAAAAAGAAAAAGCAUUAAAUUAGGAAGCCGGAGAGCAGAAACUACAGAUCAUAUCACUCCUAAGGGAGAGUCUUUCCAGGUAGAUGUUCUACAAAGUAGUGCAUCAGUUCAUUCUGCUCCAAUUACUGAAACGUUGGCAAGCCAUCAAAGCAUAUUGCCCAGUCCUCCCGAACUUUUGUCUCGUGGUGCACAAGGCUCUCUACGAGCCUUUUCUCAUGAGCGCUGUCUGAAACCUUUAGAAACUCCAACUACUUCUUCAGUGAAUUGCAGAGUUACUGAAGCCCCAGCAGAAGGUGGGGAAGUAGUUGAGUUGGCAGGUGUUGUUGCAAAAGAUAUUCCCCAGGAGAAACCCAAAGGUCAAAACGUUUUAGCCAGUACGGACCAUAAUAGUCAAUUAACGACUGGUGGGUCACAAAACAGGAAUUGUGAGGAUAUUUUUGCACGUAGUUUUGACAGAGGCCCAGAGAUUGCUGAACAUAGUUUAAACUAUUUUUGUUUGGAAAGAGAAAAUGGAAAAACAAGACAAAAUGCAUCAUGGAGUGAAAGGCUCUAUAGGCAAGGAAGCUUACUGAGACACACGAAUAGUAGCAGCAUUUCUGGCUCUCCUGGUAAAAGCAACCCUGAGUCUCCGGAGCCUCUUGUCAUUUAUUACACUUUACCUAGAAAAUCAGCUAGCAUUGCUGGCAGUGUAAUGUCAGAUAGGUCCAUCUCUUUCCCUAAAAGCAAAACAGCCACAUGGGAUCAUGUAGAGAAGCAGAACUCAGACAGAACUGCUGCCUUUUCUUUUAAUCAAGGAGAUAAAAUAUCUUCUUUAGGAUCAGCACAUUCCUCAAUAAGACCAAUACCUUUAGAUGGUAUUACAGAUAUCAAAGAAAAUGUCCUGCAAAUUAAGGAUCGCCCUUUGCCUCUAAACAGGAGCCCUAGCCACUCCUUGAGUGGUAGUACAGUUGUCUCUGAAUCAGAGAGAGAGAAACUUGUAAACCAAAAAGAAUCCCCAGUAUUUUCAGACUGUUUGGAAAAGGAAAUGGGGGAUUCUUUGCAGAAAUAUAAAACUGUUAGCACAUUUACCGUUUCUGGUGAUGAGGAUCAUGUCGAAUAUCACGAGUUGGUUUCAAUUUAUUACACCUUACCACGGAGUCAUUCAAGAAUAUUGUGUAACCUCUUUCUAGAUGAUCCAGAGAUCACAGCUUUACCUCUUUACACAGAAAAAUCUAAAUCACCCAAAAUGCGAAACAAGAACUCUGAAGUUCGCAUCGGUUUAGCAAAUGUAGCUUUUCCUAGCACCUUAGAAAAAGAGAGACACCCACAUUCUCCUGAUCAAACUCCUGCAGCUUCAAUGACACCCCAGAAUGCAAAGACAGGAGCUGUUGACACUGAUCAGGAAAGCUCACAUUUUUCUCCCAGCACUGAGAAAGUAUGUACUUCACAGUCAACAAGCAUUGUACAUAAUAAGAAAGAUAUUUCACCAGGGCUUGCAUUAAAAGAAAGCACACUUGUACUUCCUGACAUGGUGACAUCAGACACUUCUAUUCGUGAUCCAGAAUCCACUAAAGAAGCGGAUACUUCCGUUAAGGCAAUUUCUACUGCUUCACACAACCAAAAUAUUGAUAUAUGCUUUUCUUUAGGUAAAGAAAGUAAAGAGAAGGAGAACAUUUUGCAUACUGACACACCAUUAACCUCCACUUUGUCAACCCCCCCAAAACACAAAGACCCUCCAGAGAAUGUUUUUAAUUUUACUUCUGCAAUUAAUACUAAUAGUGUGCAAAACAGAGACUCCAAAAAUUGCCAGCAAUUUAUUAAAGUAAGAGGGAGUAACAAUAAGAAUAUUUUACCACCCCAGUUAGAUAAAAAUAGUUCCCAUGAAGGAAAAAGUCAUAGAGAGUCUGCAGUCAAUAAUACACCAAUAACCUCUGCUGAAAGUAAAUCUAGGCAUGAUGCAGGAGCCAAAGAGAGAUCAGAUUUUCAACACCAAAGCAUUUCCCUAUAUAACAAUAAAUGUACUGGAUUUCUAUUAGGAGCUGAAAGUUCCAGAAAUAGCACAGAUGAAGAAUUAAUUUCUGAUAGAAAAAUGCUUCCAAAUUCACAGAACAAACCAUUUCAGCUAGGCACAGUUUCUGCAGCUAAACCUAUACUUCAACCAGCCAAAAUAGGUAUCCCAGACGCACAUGAUCUAGUGAGCCGCAAAACUAAACAAGAGCAAAUAUCCCUGAACACUCAGAUGGACAAAGAUUGCACUAGUUUGCAGAAAGCUGUGAUGUACAGUGAAGAUAGACAGAGUGUUGAGUCUAAAGAUAAACUCUCCAGUGUCACACAGGAUCUGCAAUUGCUGCAGAGUGCAGUGAGCGAAAAUAAGCGUAUGUCUGAUGGCACUAGAGAGAAAGUCAGUGAUAUAGAAAAAAGGAAAAACAGGCCCUCAGUUAAAAAUGAAGUGGCAGCCAUUUACAAAACAAGCCGAAAAUUUUGUAGUAAAAAUGUAAACCCAAAACCACACGUAACUAAUAUAUUUUCACAGAAUGAUGGAGGUAUCACUUCUUUAGAGAUUAACAUGACCCACAACACAUUGCAUUCCCCUGCUUCUACCCAGCUUUCUCUCCAAACUGGAAAUGAAGACCAGAAUCAAAAUCUGACCCCUGGUGUUUGUGACAGCCCUGUUCACAAAAUAUCUGAGAAGAAUAAGAGAUCACAAACUAAUGAUGACUCUCCAUUGUUAGUUAAAAACCAGAAUCAAGGGCCUUUUGCAAAUUCAUGCAACCAGAGAAGAGAAGUCAACAACCCCAAACAAAACGAGAAUGAAGUGGAAAGCAUGCUGAGCCCCACAACCCUAUUUCCAAAGGAAAUCGCUGCAAGAAGUAAGAAUUCCCAAAAACUUGGCCAGGGGUUGGAAAACAGAAAUCAAACCAUCUUUUCCAGAGCUACUGAAGCAGAUUCAUCAGGCAAUCAAAAGAGAACAAGUACUGGUAGUUCCCAUGAUCCUCUACUGUUGCCAUUUUUAACUGACAAAAACUCAAACACAUUUAUAACAAAUUUGCAGGCAAGUGUCUGUUCACAGAAACAGGCCCUUUCCCCAGAUGAAUGUGAUCAUGAUCAAAACCUCCAUCGGUCAAAGAGUUUAAAAAAUGCAAACCUGCACAGUAAUCAGUCACGCAUGAGUUGUGCAAAGAAUCAACGUGAACGUCACUUUUCUGAAAGCACCUAUACUCAAGAUUCCCAUGACAACCCUGGCUCUGGAAGUAACUGUCUACCUAAAGAAAGCAGGUACAGUAGAAAGUUUAAAUCUUAUUCUGAGCUGUGCUCUAGUGAUGAAAAUGAAAACUGGGCUUCAUAUGAUGAGAGGACCACCACCUACGGCACUAGACGUGUGAUGUAUCCUUCUAUUGAGUUUGGUAUAUUUGGAAAAGAACAACAACUGGCGUUCCUGGAAAAUAUCAAGAGAUCACUCACAGAAGGGAGAUUAUGGAGACCAUGUCUUCUUAAAAACCCUGGCUUUCUGAGAAAUGAAGAGAGUGAUUCUUUAAAGAGGGCUGAGCUCUUGAACUCAAGUUCUGCUAGGAGCAAAAUGUCAGUAGAUGCUUCAUCCCCAAGAGACCCAAUUGACAUCUAUCGAGAAGAACCAAUGGUUUAUUCAGACUCGGACACUGAUACCACCACGGAUGAUGAAUACUAUCUUUGUGAGACUGAUAAAGAAUCAGAACUGUGA
Molecule: messenger RNA, 6132 nt
Organism: Emys orbicularis (European pond turtle)
Lineage: Eukaryota; Metazoa; Chordata; Testudines; Emydidae
Gene: EXPH5
Product: exophilin 5
Exons: 6
Coding region: 1-6132 (2043 amino acids)
Biological process (GO): intracellular protein transport
Molecular function (GO): small GTPase binding
Source: RefSeq, a predicted model, not a curated record